Messenger RNA from Hyalella azteca, 1016 nucleotides. RefSeq names its product obscurin. Gene Ontology annotation, molecular function: axon guidance receptor activity. Gene Ontology annotation, cellular component: plasma membrane; neuronal cell body; axon. Lineage: Eukaryota; Metazoa; Arthropoda; Malacostraca; Amphipoda; Hyalellidae. Gene Ontology annotation, biological process: synapse organization; homophilic cell-cell adhesion. The record is from RefSeq and is a predicted model, not a curated record.
AGGACGGCAAGGAAAUGGCUGAAGGCGGGCGCAUCAAAUUCGAGAAAAUUUCGGACACAAUUUUUGCCUUCAAGAUUUCCUGCAUGGAGCUGGGAGACUGCGGCAACUAUAACGUGAUGGCCAGUAACGACAUCGGUCAGAGGUCGGAGCAGUUUGCCGUGCUCUGCGACUCGCCCCCCCAGAUCAGUCGUGGACUCGACCCCGAGACCGAGAAGAAGCUCAGUAACGACCACACCUUCGAGGUCAGGGCGUCGGGGUCGCCGACCCCCGUCGCCAGGUGGUACAAGGACGGCAAGGAGAUCAUGGGUGACGAGAAGUUCCGCAUGGUGAAGGACGACAACUUCUACAUGCUCAAGAUCCGCAAACUCGACCGCAAGGAUAAGGGCGUCUACAAGCUAGUGCUGUCGAACGCGUCUGGGGAGGCUGAGACCGAGGGGUCCUUAGUGAUCCGCGCUCCCCCCGAGUUCCUUACUCCCCUUAAGGACGCCUGCGCCAAGGAAGGGGCUAAGGACAUCAAGAUGCUGGUUGAAUUCCAGGCCAACCCUAAGCCUGCAGUUAAAUGGACGUUCAACGGUAAGCCCAUCAGGGCGGAGACCGAGGGCUUCACCAUCAAGAGCACCGACACCACCAGCAUGUUGGUGAUCGCUUGUGCCUCCCCCGCGGUUGUGGGGGGGUACUCCGUCACGCUGAGCAACGAGUACGGGGACAGCGUGGGCAGCGCAAAGUUCCGCCUACACGAGGCGCCCUUAGUCCUUGAGCCCCUUAAGGACCAGGAGUUCCUUGAGGGCGGGGCCGCCAAGAUUGCCCUUAAGGUGUCAGGCGUGCCCGUGCCGGAGAUUAAGUGGACGAAGGACGGCAAGUCCUACACGGGGGAGGCGGGACGCGUCGUCCUCAAGAAGGAGGGCGACGAGGUCUACGUCUUAUGGACGGACGACGCCAAGACGUGCGACUCAGGACGCUACGUCGCCCACGUCAGCAACUGUGAGGGCGGCGUCACGUCAGAGGCGUCGUACGUC